AAGUUCACCGAAGCCUUCCCGCUUGUUUAUUGUUCAUUUCCCGCUCUUCUUAUAUAUUUCUUUUCCACCGCCGCACAGAUUUUAACUCAAACGCAAAGGGUUUAGUGUUUUCAAUCAUUCAAUUUCAAGGCAAUGGACACUUCAAACCCAGCUGUAUUUGUAAAUGGCGAGUUGCUUCCAAAGUUCAUAGGAAAGAAAGUACGAACGGUGGUUCAGGUGAAUAAAUGUGAUGGUGUGGUCAGUGCAGCAAAAUCCACAGAUGAUCAAGAACUAACUGUGAAUGGUUUGCCACAAGUCCCUCUUAUGAAUUUUGUUGAAGUAAUUGGUAUUGCGGAAACUAAUCACUCCAUCAAUGCUGAAAUCUGGACUGACUUUGGCACCACUUUUGAUACCAAUUCUUACAAUCAGUUAUGCCAACUAGCAAAUGGAGAAUUCAGAAAUCUGUUUCUCUAGGGACCUUACCGAAUGUUUGAUCAGGAAUUGAACGGUAUGGAAUUGCAGCCUUCAUUCUUGGGUGUUAGGAACUUAGGAUGUAAAUGUAUGAUCAAAAGCAAUGACUAGAAUGCAUGUUUAUUCAGAGGAGCAGGCAGAGCAUGUGCUCUGUAUGAACUCUCUUUUCUCUUGGAGAUACUCGUAUCUGGUUAUCUCUAAUUUAUGUCUGGUUUGGUUUGGUUUAUAAUUAUAUACGGCCCUACAAUGUUUACCUAAGUUUAUAUAUGCACGUUACCUCUAAUGUUA
Messenger RNA from Arachis duranensis, 738 nucleotides. RefSeq names its product replication protein A 14 kDa subunit B. Gene Ontology annotation, molecular function: DNA binding. The coding region runs from base 133 to 453 and encodes 106 amino acids. The record is from RefSeq and is a predicted model, not a curated record. Gene Ontology annotation, cellular component: nucleus. Gene Ontology annotation, biological process: DNA recombination; DNA replication; DNA repair. The transcript is spliced from 3 exons. Lineage: Eukaryota; Viridiplantae; Streptophyta; Magnoliopsida; Fabales; Fabaceae.